AUGGGCUCCACUGUCGCUACACCAAGUAUGAGAGUCCUUGUCUGUCCAUCUGGCUUCAAGGGCAGCCUUCAGCCCAAUGAGGCUGCAGACUGUAUUGAAGCCGGGAUCCUCGCUGUUGAACCUAAUGCCUCGGUCCGCAAAGUUCCAUUGGUUGAUGGAGGCGAAGGUUUCACACAGGCCAUUGUCACAGCUACAGGCGGCUCAUUGCACCGCGUACACGUGGUCGGACCCGUGGGAGAACAAGUCACGUCAUUCUUUGGUCUCCUUGGUCGCGAAGACGAUGAGCCAACCACGGCCGUCCUGGAAAUGGCUGCUGCUGCUGGCCUGAGCUUAGUCCCGCCCAAUCGUCGCAAUCCAGGCAAGACAACAACAUUUGGUGUUGGUCAACUCGUCCUUGCUGCGCUUGAUGCUGGAGCUACGCGCAUUCUGGUUGGAUGCGGUGACUCUGGGACGUGUGAUGGCGGCGCGGGGAUGCUCCAAGCUCUCGGUGCAAGACUGGUUGAUGUCCAAGGACGUGUCCUCCCCUUGGGUGCUGGUGGCGAGUCACUCUUGGAACUUGGUUCUAUUGACCUCACUAGAGUCGACGAGCGCGUCUUCAAAGCCAAAAUUGACGUCGCUGUGAAUUGGCAUAACGUACUUUGCGGACCCGGCGGAGUGGCAAAUGUCUUCGGUCCCCAGAAAGGAUCAACCACAGAGCAAGCCGCUCGCCUCAGUCUCGCCAUGGAAAAUUUGGCAGACGUUGCUACAGGUAUUCUCUGCGACAAAAAUGUCCGACUUUCUCCUGGAGGCGGUGCCUCGGGAGGUCUUGGAACAGGCUUGCGCUUGGUAGGAGCUACACUCAGACCCAGAUAUGAGGUUAUUAUGCAGUACAUCAACUUGCACAGUAUCUUUGAAGACUGCGAUCUUGUACUUACUGCAGAGGGGGGAAUUGACGAUCAAACGCCGAGGGGAAAGAUCCCCGCAGAAGUGGCCAGAUUGGCAAAGAACCAUGGACUUCCUGUGAUUGCCAUCGCGGGUACGAUUGGGCAUGGAGCCAGAGUGAACUAUGACAUUGGGAUUGAUGCUUUCACCUGUAUCAUACAGCGACCAAUGAGUUUGGAUGAUGCGGUUUUGGAAGCGGAGAAAUUAACCCGUGAGAGUGCUGAGACUGUCAUGAGAAUUGUUAUGGUUGGGCGGAUGCUAGGCAAAUCCCCUUGA
Molecule: messenger RNA, 1197 nt
Organism: Fusarium proliferatum ET1
Lineage: Eukaryota; Fungi; Ascomycota; Sordariomycetes; Hypocreales; Nectriaceae
Exons: 1
Coding region: 1-1197 (398 amino acids)
Molecular function (GO): glycerate kinase activity
Source: RefSeq, a predicted model, not a curated record